AUGUCAUAUUUUUGGAUGGGGGAUGGCACCCACAAGGUGCCCUUCUCCAUGCACCGGCGGCAUCGGGAGGAGGUCGCGCGCAAAAUUCGUGAAGAGCAUCCGGCAGUUAAGGGUACCAGAACGUUCCUGCUGAUGAAGGGUGGUGGCGAGCAGUCACUAUACGACACCGAUACGACGUGGGACUUCCGGCAAGAGGCUAACUUCCAGUAUCUCUUCGGCGCCAAGGAGCCGGGACUCUGGGGCGGCAUUGACAUCGACAGCGGAAAAGGCUACCUCUUCAUCCCCAAACUCGACGAAAUCUACGCGACCUGGCUAGGGCCCAUUCGAACGAAGGAGCACUUCAAAAAUUACUACGAGGUGGAGGACGUUUUGUAUCUGGACUCGGAGGAACUGAAAGCGUUUAUGCACAAGCACACCCGGGGCAUUGUGACUCCUAUUGGAACGAAUCUCGACUCCGGAUCUCGCUCAUUCAACGAGCACUCAAAAGCAACGUUCAUGAAGGAGAAUUCCCUUUCGCCGCUAACGACCGCAAGCGAGCACUUCUCCAGCAUCGUCUGGACGGUGCUGAACGAAUCCCGUGCAGUAAAAGACGCCGACGAGAUCCGCAUCCUGGAGUUCGCGUGCAAGGUGAGCGCGCAGGCUCACAUCGCGGUGAUGAAGAAGGUGUACCAAACGCACACGAACGAGGUGCUCUGCGCACCCUCCACCUCGCCCACGCACCGGCCGUGGCCGGCCAUGCAGAUGGUCAAGAGCAAGGAGUACUUGUCCGAAGCGGAAUUUAAGUACCAGUCCUUCCUCCGCGGCUGCGCCCGGGUGGGCUACACCUGCAUUUGCCCCUCGGGCGAGAACAACGCCGUGCUGCACUACGGACACGCGGCGGAGCCGAACAUGGAGGACGUGCAGUCCGGCGAGAUGAAGCUGCACGACAUGGGGGCCGAGUACCACUGCUACACCUCGGACAUCACGGUGAGUUUCCCCGUCACGGGGAAGUUCACGGACGCGCAGCGACGCAUCUACUCCGCCGUGUGGAGCGCUGUGCAGGCGGUGGAGCGGCGGCUGCGGCCGGGCGUGCGGUACGGCGACAUGCACAAACUCGCGCAGCGCACGCUGCUGCACAGUCUGAAGGGCUUCGUGUUUCUCGAAACCGCCGACGUGGAGGAAAUGAUGAAAUAUGACCUGGCGGGGUUCUUCAUGCCCCACGGCCUGGGCCACAUGCUGGGGCUGGCGGUGCACGACGUGGGCGGGUACGUGCCGGGGGAGAGCCGGAAAAACUACCCCGACAUAAAGCAGAACCUGCGACUAAACCGGGAGCUGAAGGAAAACAUGGUGCUCACCGUGGAGCCCGGGUUCUACUUCAUUCCGCACUGCAUCCGCCAGGUAUUUCAGGACGAGGGGAAGAAAAAGUUCAUGAAAAUGUCGGAGGCGACACUCCUGCAACAGAUGACCAAGGAGGUUGGAGGCGUACGCAUCGAGGACAAUGUGCAGAUAACAAAAACGGGCUGCCGCGUGCUGCACACCACGCCGCGCGAAAUCGAGGAAAUUGAAGGGGUCAUGCAGGGUAAGUUCGAGUGGGACUUUGAAGUCGAGUGCCUGCGGGAAUACAACGGAGCCGCGGGUGGCGGCAGCCCCAUGGCGAACGGUGGGGAUCACGGUGGGACGCCCUCCAAGAAACAGAAGACUUCCAGUGCGUAG
Amoebophrya sp. A120 is the source of this 1692-nucleotide messenger RNA. The record is from the annotation of a GenBank genome assembly. NCBI's taxonomy places the organism in Eukaryota, Dinophyceae, Syndiniales, Amoebophryaceae.